Molecule: messenger RNA, 3498 nt
Organism: Silurus meridionalis
Lineage: Eukaryota; Metazoa; Chordata; Actinopteri; Siluriformes; Siluridae
Gene: stpg2
Product: sperm-tail PG-rich repeat containing 2
Exons: 13
Coding region: 71-1795 (574 amino acids)
Source: RefSeq, a predicted model, not a curated record
GCGAGAGAGUGCGAUUGUGAGUGACGAUUUGGAUUAAAAUAUUCACGUUACGAAUACCGCGCGCGUCUCCAUGGUGCAGCACGCGCUCUCCGUAAACACUCAAAGCUGCGUCUGGUGUCUAGGCGACGCAGAGACGCGCGCGAGCUUCAUUCAGAUCUCCGGCACUCAGCAGAAGUGUUUCAUCCAUCAGAGACCCUCAGCAAUCAUGUACAGUCGCGCGCCCAGGGUGACGGAUCUCAGCGCCGGGAGCGCGAGCACCGCCAAUGUGGGUCCGGGUUCCUACAACAUCCAGAGAUCUGCUCCAGAAAGAACCGAGUCCUUUGCUCCGUUCCUCUCUCUCUCCUCCAGGCCCUCAGUGUUUGACAGGUUGGAAAGUGAAAAGUGUUCUCCUGGACCAGCUCACUAUGAUGAAGACCUUACCUGGGCUCCAUUACCUGGUGGAAAUUCUCUGCAGAACCGCUCCAGGCGUUUUGAGGAUGCAAGUUCAAAUGUUCCAGGUCCAGGAACCUAUAACAUCAUCCAGCCUUUGGGGAGGAAACUUUAUCCACCCACCAUCCCAGACAAGGGCAUUAAGUGUGUGAGGAUGUUGUUCCACUCUGCUCCCUCCAUCCCGUCUCCCAGUCAGGCGUUUGGCUACGAGGAGAACGAGCAGGGAGAACUGUGCAGGCAGAAACCUCCCAGAACUGACCAGAGCCUUGGCCCUGCCUACUAUAAUCCAACCCAGGUGGCACCGCUGUAUAAAGGAAUCCACUUUGGAAAAAUGACUGGGAAAAGGACAGAGAUGAAGGUGGUGGAAGGACCUGGACCAGGACACUACAAUCCAGAGGACGAUCACUCUGUGUGCUAUGAGAAUGUGAAUUUGAAGCAAGAGCUAAAAGGUCAGUCUGAGUUGCAGAUUCCUCGUUAUCAUGAACUGCUUAUACUACAGGAGAACAAGAAGGGUGUUCCAGGCCCUGGGCAGUAUGACAUUAAAGGACAGUUUGAGAAGUUAAAUGGAGUCUCUGUCUGCAGUCCAGCAUUUAUGUCACAAAUACCGAGGUUUUGCUCAGUGAAGGAUGUGGCACCCCCUGUGGGCUCCUAUGAUGAUCCACGCUGUGCUCUGGAGAGUCUGAAGAAACUCAGCGGGGUGAAGAAAAGUCCUUUUAACCUGACUGCAGCUCGAUUCCUUCCUCAAAACAGAAAAAACAUCACACCAGGUCCAGGAACAUAUAAUGUGUUUGAUUAUGGUCUGGCAAGUGAGAGUCUGCAAAAAGCACAUUUGGAGGGCAGGAGGAAGAGCGGCUUUGGUUCAACAGUCAAGAGAACUGCUAUCUUCAUCCACAGAACCCUAGAACCAGGACCAGCACACUAUAUGGUGGAGAAAAAAAGAGAGGAAUUUUACAAGCAACAGCCAACAGCAGUCUUUAAAUCAGUCAGCGAGCGACUUCCUGCACGUUUUCCUGCUACGGACACGCCUUCUCCGAGCUCCUACAAUGUGCAAGAAGCGUAUGAAAGGAUGUAUGGACACGGAGGACACGGUGAGCCUCGCACUAAAGAGGCACAACAACGGCACAGCUGCUUUUUAAGCACCGCACCCCGGAGCUCCUGCUUCCUUCAUGAUCCCCACGUCCCAGGUCCUGGUCACUACAGUCCAUACAUCAAGUCUAACACACACUUUGCUCUCAUUGGUUCUAAUGAGGAUCGAUUUAAACAACCUAAAAACACAACACCUGGACCAGGAGCAUAUGUGCUGAGUCCUACUUUUUCAGACACUUUACUAAAGCGUUCCUUCAAUGUGACCCUUCAAUCCCUAUGAUAUCACAUCCUUUGGCUCCUCCCCUGCACACGCCACAGAGACGACUCUUUCCUUCUUCAGUGCUUGAACAGACCCAGUCUCGAACCCUAACCCUAACCCUAACCCUAACCCUAACCCUAAACUCUCUAAGUGGAUGAAUCCAGCUGAAUUAUACUCAAUAUAUAAGUGGAAAUAUGAUGUAAAAAAACACGGUCAGUCUGAGACAAUGAAGUGAAAAUGAAGACUAAAGAGCAUUAAUCAUGAUGCAAUCAUAUUUCUCUUCUAAUUUUGGGUCUAUGUGUCACUGAUGUACUGCUAUUAUAAUUAUUUUACUUUGAUUAUUGUGGACGUUAUGCCUUAACAGACGUUUGGAUUCCGAUCUUUGGAUCAUCAUGUGGAUUUAUCUUUUUUUUUCAUGGAUGUCAACAUACGAGCGCCUGGUAAAGUGCUAGUAACCUCUUCCAGGGCUCCAACGAGACCCCCUGCGAUACGCAAAGUAUCUGGGUCAGAAGAAAACUACAUGUGCCAAAGAACUCAAUGUAAAACAUUUUAUUCUUGUGUUAUGUGACAUGUAUGUUUGUUAAUGAGUUAACACGGAAGUAGGCGGAGUGUGAGACUAAUUAGUCUCAGGCGGGGGAGUGAUGUCGAGAAAAAUAUUCGAAUUAACCUUAUCUAGAGUGUGUUUCAAUCCAACUAAUAUUCAUCCAAUAAAUUGACCUAAUAAUUAGUAUAGAACCUAUUAGAUACAAUAGAAGCAGCGUGAUUAAACCUAUUUUAGCUUAUGUGCUUUAAUCAGUCUCAUGUAGUCCACACAUAAAAAGCUGAGAGCAGGAGGAAGCAGUGCCUGGCUGUACCAGAGGGGGUGAAGGUUGUAUACACAUUCUUUUCUUAAGUGAAAUAGAGAAAAGGCCGUAAAUAAGGGUAAUGGGGGGGAACAGGAAAACCCCAAUAUGGAAUCAUAGGAAGGGGACUUUGCGAGGAUGAAGAAAAUAGGGGGAAAAAAAGGUAAAGGUGUCAUGUAACACCAGGGUAUAAGAAUGAGUGCGUGCAAAGUGUGUGUGCGCUUGAUCAUUUUGAUGUGAUGAAGUAACCCACCUUCUGUGGGCUCAUCAGAACGUGUUUGGAAUAAAGAAGUUUUUGCUCUUUCUCAUCCAAGACUGAAGAUUCUUCAUUGACUUUUGAGGUCUAUUUCAUUUUACUGCUCAGAGACGGGUUCUGAGUUUUGACAAUGGGGGUUAGGUUUAGGGAUGGGGGUUAGGGUUAGGUUUAGGGGUUGAGGUUGGUUUUAGGGACAGGGGUUGAGGUUAGGGUUAGGUUUAGGGAUGGGGGUUAGGGUUAGGUUUACAGAUAGGCGUUAGGGUCCCCAGGCCGUGGUCUCAGUCAGGACUGAGGCCAAAGUUUGGCAUAGGCCUGCCUGGUGCCGGAUUCCUGUUCAUCCCAUGUGUAACUUCUUAAUCCCCAUGGAUGUUUUGAACCCAAUUUCUGGAUCCAUUUCUUUUCAGCUCGUCUUCGGGCAUUCCGGGACCAGUUCCUGUUGUGUUGACGUCCCAUAAAUCUCAUUUCUUUACAACCAUGUUUUAGGAAGUGCUGUGCAAGUGCAAGUGUGUGCCUCCUUUCCCUUCCUGAUAUUAUAAAAAUGUUGAGUCAUUCUCAUUGAUAGAGCAUUUCCAGUUUCCCCUACAUAUUGUAAAUUGCAUUUAUUACAAUAAAUUAAAUAAACACAA